Carica papaya (papaya) is the source of this 4435-nucleotide messenger RNA. Lineage: Eukaryota; Viridiplantae; Streptophyta; Magnoliopsida; Brassicales; Caricaceae. The record is from RefSeq and is a predicted model, not a curated record.
UCUUAAUUUUCUCCCACCAGAAAAUAAACUUUUAUUUAUAAAUUUAUUUAUUUAUUUAUUUUUCUGACUAAAUGAUUUCUGUACGAUUUUAAAGAUUUGGUUCGUCUUCUUGGAUCUGCUCCCUGCGAGUCCUCCUCAAUGCAUCAGAUUUAACAAAUCGUCUUCCUUCGUUUUGUUGUUCUUCUACUCAAAACUCAAUUUCAAUUGAUUCUACCUGAGCCUGACAUCUCUUGGGCUCUCAUUGGCGGAUACAAUAGAAGUUGAUUUUGUUACCUUACUUUUUGUUUGCAUGCGAAUUGAUCGCAACUCAAGUCCUAGCUCCAGUUGAGUUCUUUAUGUGGACUUACCUUCAUGGCAUCUCAUAUAUAAACCAUGGGAGAGUGGGUCAUCGGAGCUUUUAUUAACCUUUUUGGCAGCAUUGCCAUCAAUUUUGGAACUAACCUUCUUAAAUUGGGUCAUAAUCAGAGAGAAAGAUAUUCUACUCUCGAUGGUGGUGGAGGAAAGAUCCCCCUGAAACCUAUUAUAUACUUCCAGACAUGGAGAGUAGGUAUUCUAUUUUUCAUUCUGGGAAAUUGCCUCAAUUUCAUUUCCUUUGGUUAUGCUGCUCAGUCACUCCUUGCAGCCCUUGGAUCUAUUCAGUUCGUAUCCAACAUUGCAUUUGCUUACUUUGUGUUGAACAAAAUGGUGACUGUCAAAGUACUGGUUGCUACGGCCUUCAUAGUCCUUGGUAACACUUUCCUAGUAGCCUUUGGCAAUCAUCAGUCACCCGUCUACACACCAGACCAGUUGGCGGAGAAGUACAGCAACAUUACAUUCCUUGUCUAUUGUCUGAUCUUAGUCUUGGUAGUUGCCUUGCAUCACUCCAUUUACAGGAGAGGUGAACUUGUGGUUGCUGAUUCUGGUCAAGAUCUUAGACCUUAUUGGCAUAUGCUUCUUCCUUUUUCAUAUGCUAUAGUCUCAGGUGCUGUAGGAUCAUGUUCAGUCUUGUUUGCAAAAUCUCUAUCUAAUUUGCUAAGAUUGGCCAUGUCCAAUGGUUAUCAGUUGCACAGCUGGUUCACAUACUCCAUGCUUCUUUUAUUUCUAAGUACAGCUGGAUUUUGGAUGACAAGACUGAAUGAAGGAUUGGCAUUAUUUGAUGCAAUCCUGAUUGUUCCCAUGUUUCAGAUUGCUUGGACCUUUUUCUCCAUUUGUACAGGAUUUGUAUACUUUCAGGAAUAUCAGGUAUUUGAUGCACUGAGAACGACAAUGUUCAUACUAGGAAUGAUGUGCGUAUUCAUAGGCAUUUCACUACUAGCACCUGAUGAGUUGAAAGGCAGUGAGGUUAAAGACUCGUCUCUGGUCUCAGUGGUGUCUUCAAGCAUGUCAACUGAAGUGGACAGGCUGAUCCCACCAUCUGAAGAUGCACAGUGUAGAGAGGCAAAGUCAAUUUUGCAAGGAAUGUUUAUGAAGCUAACUGAUGUAAUUGCCAAGGCAAAGACUGCAUGUUCAUUAUCUCUAGGUUUUGGAGAGGAUUCGAUCAAUGCAUCUGCAGUUCUUGUGAUGCCUAUGGUGUCAUCAAAGAUAACAGGUUUUAGGGGAAAUGGCCUGGAAAGGGCUAAGAUUCUAUCUCUGAGAGAUUCCACUUGGAGUAAGAUAUCAAUGGAUGAAGAUGGUGCCCAGGUGAUAGAGAAAAGCAGCAUUCUUUCCCAAAGCCUUUGACAGAGGAAUUUGUCAAGAGGUGUAUUUUCUUGUCACUCUUUGUAUUCAGCUCUUCGUCUCCUUUGCCUAUGGCGCCACUCACGCCACCUGCACACUCAACAAACGCUGCAGGGAGCAAUUGGAGCAGACACUUGCAUCUCGUUGAUCAAGCAAUGUGCUACUCUUCGCUCCCUGAAAACCGUCCACGCCUCCAUGCUAAGAUCCCACCUUCACCAAAACCUUUGCUUCUUCACCAACCUCAUCUCUCAUUACGCCUCUCUUGGCUCUAUCUCUCACGCCUUUUCCCUCUUCUAUUCCUCCGCUUCCCUUUCCUUCCUCUCCGACGUCUUCCUCUGGAACGUUAUCAUCCGCGGUUUCGUCGAUAAUGCCCAUUACCACGCUUCUCUCAUCCUUUACUCCCAAAUGCGCCGUUUUGCUGUCCCACCUGAUAACUUCACCUUUCCCUUUGUUCUCAAGGCUUGCGGCUGCCUCCACGAUCUCUGCCUCGGUCUUAAGCUUCAUAAAGACGCCGUGGCGUUUGGGUAUGAGUCGGAUGUCUUCGUUGCAAACUCCCUCAUCGCCAUGUAUGGUCGAUGCGGGCACUGUCACUUUUCCAGGCAGGUGUUUGAUAAAAUGCCUCGCAAGAACGAGGUCUCGUGGAGUUCCAUGAUAGGUGCAUGCGCGCAGAAUGGUCAGUUCGACCAAGGUUUGUCCUUGUUCUCGCGGAUAUUGGACGAGGGGAUCAGACCCACAAGGUCUGCCCUCUUGGAUGUCAUGGCUUGUGCCCGCAGUCAGAAUGAGGCUGAUGAUAUCUGCAAAGUCGUCAUGGACACUAUAUUUCGUGGAGACCAUUCUGUUCAAAAUGCGGCACUUCUCAUGUAUGCGCGAUGCGGAAGAAUAGACAUGGCUAGUUGGUUCUUCCGGGAAAUUCCAAACAAAGAUUUGGUGUCUUGGACAUCCAUGAUAGAUGCUUAUGCUCAAGCUGAUUUCCCCAUUAAAGCCUUGGAACUCUUUAACCAGAUGAUAUUGCAAGGCGUCAUCCCUGACUCCGUGACCCUUCUUUGUGUAGUCAGAGCUGGUUCAGUUUUAGCUUCAUUGCAGCAAGCACGGGUCAUUCACGGAAUCAUAAUCCGUGGCCUUUUCAAUAAUCACUUAGAGCUAGAUACUGCUAUUGUUGAUCUCUACGUGAAGUGUGGAAGUUUAGCAUAUGCUAGACAGGUUUUUGAUAGGAUGCAAGAUAAGAGUUUAAUCUCAUGGAGCACCAUGAUUUCAGGGUAUGGGAUGCAUGGCCACGGUAGAGAAGCCCUCUGCAUCUUUGAUGAGAUGAAGGAAUUAGCAAAGCCUGACCACAUCACAUUUGUAUCUGAGAAAUUAUCAGGAUUUUACGAGUUAUUUCAAAUGGAAUCGGCUUCCAUAGAACUAAAGAUAUUGUCUUGCAAAGGUCUGAAAGCAUUCAAUUUUUUCCAGAAACUCACUGUCUACGCGGUUGUUUCAAUUGUCAGCGGGGAUCCUCAGAGGAAAUUGAAGCAAGAGCAACAACAGAGAACACCGACGGAUGGAGAAGGUGAUGGGGAUCCUGAAUGGAACCAUGGAAUGCAGUUCAAUCUGAAGAAGGACGUGUUAGAGGACUGCGAUAACCUGCUUGUUCAAUUUGAUCUGAAACAUGAAGGAGGAAUCUUGUUUGUAGAUAGAACUAUAGGAGAAGUCCGUGUUCCCCUGAAGGAUCUACUUGAAGAAUCCAAUGGAGCUGUCAGAUUUAUGAGUUACGAGGUACGGAGCACAGAUGGAAAACCAAAUGGAGUCUUGAAUUUCUCGUUUAAGGUGAAUGGACUUCGUAAGUUUACAGAAAGCAAUUCUCCGGGGAGCCAUAUCACUGGCUAUCCAAUAGUUAAUCCUCUGUCUCCUAAAAUUCAGUACCCCCAGAUUGAAGAUGAUACCCCAUCAGAAAGGAUCCAGUAUCCAUCCCUGGAAUUAGAAGUUACCUCCCUAAAUGCUUACAGUUAUCCCGCAAACCAGGAAGCAAACUAUUUACCGCCUGCAACGCAAGAAAGCUACAAUUUCCAUCCGCCUGAUUCCUCUGGUCAACCACCACCGCAUAUGUUGCAGCCGCCACCACUGCAUAUGUCACAGCCACCGCCACUUCAUAUUCCACCUGGCCCAUGUUAUUGCUCUUCUCCGCCUCAGCUAUAUUCUUGGGCCCCUGACCGUUAUCUGGGUAGUAUUCAUGGUUAUACUUAUGGGAGCCUGGGAUCCGUUACUGGACAUGAACAUGUGUUUGAUGGGAAAGAGAGAUGGCAAAAUGGCAGGCUAGAUUGGGGAAAUCACCAUUUAUCUUCUUGGAGUGGCAGGUGAAAUUCUCUGGUUAAUGAUAGUUGAUUGUGAUUGUGUUGUUGCUCUUCUGUUCUUCGAGAUCAGAUUAGGUGUUUCUUCUACCUUUAUAUCAGUCUAAUAAUUUGUGGCUCAGAGAACAGGUAUUAAAACAAAGAAAGAAAGAAAGGCAAUAAGGUUUUUUAAUUAGAGAGAAGAAUAAAUUGGAAGCCAUCAUCAUCAAUUUCCGGUGUAAAUCUUCUCUAAAGAUCCCAUGGUUACUAGUGGAUUUAUGGUUUAUUUUAGAUGUUGAUAUGUUGAGAGAUAAUUAAUGAAUACGUAAGCUGUUGGAAGUGGAUUUGUUAUGGAGAAAGGGUUCUCUUUUUAUUGUUUGUGGUUUUUUUUCUUUGGUUCUUAAAGUUGAGAGAAAUAGAAGAUAUCAGUCUGGCAA